This is a messenger RNA of Drosophila kikkawai, 5125 nucleotides long. RefSeq lists its product as uncharacterized. The record is from RefSeq and is a predicted model, not a curated record. Gene Ontology annotation, cellular component: microtubule. Gene Ontology annotation, molecular function: microtubule motor activity; ATP binding; microtubule binding. NCBI's taxonomy places the organism in Eukaryota, Metazoa, Arthropoda, Insecta, Diptera, Drosophilidae. Gene Ontology annotation, biological process: mitotic cell cycle; microtubule-based movement.
UUUGUUCGAAUUGAAGAGCAGAGCAACAUAGUCGUCGGUCAAUAUUCUGUUCCAUUAAAAUUAAGCAAAACGUUAAAAUUCGUAUGUCUGUGAACAAUAUAAAGUGUCUUUUAAAGUAUUAAGCAAUAGAAAUUAAGCAUAAGCUAUAAAAUGUCUGUGAAGAGCGUCAACUCCAUCCAGGUAUGCAUCAAGUUGCGUCCCAGCAGUUCCUCCUGUUGGUUGGUGAAGGAGGGGAGCACGAUCCAGCUGGCGGACAACCACGCGGAGCCCAUGGUCUUUGACUGUAUCUUCGAUGAGGGCGCCGGCAACCAAAAGGUGUUUGACCAAAUGGCCCAGCACAUUGUCCGCGCCUGCAUGCAGGGCUUCAACGGAACUAUUUUUGCCUACGGCCAGUCGUCGUCAGGGAAAACCUACACCAUGUUGGGCGAUGGCCAGAACCCCGGCGUAAUGGUGCUGGCCGCCAAGGAGAUUUUCCAGCAGAUAGCCAACGAGACGGAGCGCAUUUUUCUGCUACGCGCGAGCUACAUUGAGAUUUUCAAUGAAAAGAUCAACGACCUGCUCAACAAAAAGAACCAAGACCUCAAGAUCCACGAGGCAGGCAACGGGAUCGUGACGGUUAACUCUGAGGAGUGCGUCAUAACCAGCGAGGACGACCUCAUGCGCCUUUUCUGCCCUGUUCAGAAGGAGCGCACCGUGGGCGAGGCCCGGACACCUGAGCGCUCCUGCCAUUCACACGCCAUCCUUCGGAUAAUCAUCGAGUCGUGGGAAAAGGAUCGCAAGCAGGCUAUCCACCAGAGCAUACUGAAUCUGGUGGACCUGGCUGGUUCCGAGCGUCUGAGUGGGGACUCCCCGGUUGGAUCUCGAAAUGGCGUUCACAUCAACAAGAGCCUGAUGUUCCUCAGCAACGUAGUCAAGCACUUGUCCGACAAUAAAGCGGACAACAAGUAUAUAAGUUUCCGCGACUGCAAGCUGACUCGCUUUCUCCAGGCAUCGCUGUGCGGCAAUGCCUUUACCUCCGUCAUCUGCACUAUCAGACCUUCUAUCGUAGAGGAGACUCAAUCCACGCUAAACUUCGCCAUGCGCGCCAGGAAGAUCCGCAUCAAGCCGAAGGUCACUAAGAUGGAGCGCGGUACCUCGAUGAUGGAGCGGGUGGAUCGCAAGAUCGAAGAGCUCCAGAGUCAGAUCGCCGAAGAAAAGCGAAAGAAGGAUAAUCAGCCUAAGGUGCAGAUCCUUGAAAGUCAACUCAAGGCCGAAAAGCUUAAGAUCAUCACAGGUCAUCUGCGGGCGUGGCGAUGUAGCUCGUCUCCCGAAAUUUCAAAAGCCGAUAUUUCAAAAGUCGACAUUCCAGAAACCACAGCCCCACUCACUCGCCCGUCAUUGACGUCGAAAUUGCCAAAGCCAAGAUAUAUCGAAGUGCCAAAGUGCGAUGCCCUGCAGGCGGAGGUCCUUGCUCUUACUGCAUCUAAUCAGACGGCGAAUGAAAAGAUCAAGGCAUAUGAGGAGGAGGUGAAGAUGCUGAAGCAGGAAAUCGUGAGGCUAGAGAUGGAGAACGGUAAGCUCGUAAACUUGAAGCAGCAGUUGGAUUCCCACAAGGCUCAAGCGAAGGAGCUAGAGAGCCACCUGCUUACCACCAUCAACGAGAGGGAUUUAACCAUAAAGAACCUACAGGGCCAAACAUUGGCCAUCGAGACCAUGCAGGCGGAGUACCAGGAGAUACAGCAGAAGUACAACAAGCUCCAGGAGGAGUACGAGUCCCUGGAACGCACUUCCAGUGCCUCUGAAGAACAGUGCCAGAAGCUGCAGGCUGACAACACGAGACUGACGUGCGAGAUUCGAAUUGUGAGGAAGCGAAUGGAGGAGACCCAGCGUAAGCUAAUGGAAUCUGAACGCCAAGAAUCUGAAUUCAAAAGUGAUAAGGAACGUCAAAUAGCAGCACUGGCAAGUUUAAAGAUAAAUUUUAAAAACUUUAGGGAGGAAUUUUACAGUCUUUCCAACCAGCUAAGGGAGAACGAUGUGACAAGGGAGGAGCUCCUAUCCAUCAAGGCCCCUGCCGUGAGCACUGAGCAAGUAUCGGACUCUCACAAUGAACAGUUAGCCAAGAUAUCAGAAGCAAUACAUCAGAUCGAGCUUAAGAUCCACUCUGGCUUUAGUCGGCUCUUCACAGACUUUGAGCCAGAAAUGAAGAAAAAUGAAAAGCUUUGUCUCGAAUCCCCAAAACACAUCAAGGGGGAAACUCCUCCAACCGAUGCCAUCCCCCUGCAACUUCCGCCUAGCGAGGAUACCCUCGCCGAUAGCUAUGAAUCUCCUGUCAAGCCAUCCGAUGAAGUGACACUCGCAGAGCGGAACGCCGAAGUGUGGAAACUGCUGGCAGAAAAGGAGGAGCAUUUGAAGGAAAUGCAGCUAAAGGACAGCAACAUUGCCGAUUUAAAAGCCGAAAUUGAGAAAAUGGGCAAGCCGUCUAUAUUAUCGGAGGAUAAUCAGCAGCUAGUUCGGCAAGAGCAGAAACUUGCCGACCAUGACCUUCUAAUCGCCCAGCUGAAGGACAGAAAUGUAAAGCUGGCGGAAUCCCUGAAACAGGCGGAGGUUAGGCAGGAGGAACUUAAGAAAUUAUUAAGUAAAGCCAAAGAUGAACUAAAUUUAAACGAAAAAGAAAAGACCGAUGAGAUUAAAGCCCUGCAGCUGGAGUACUUGGUGGAUAUGGAAAAAAGCGAGAACGAGAAUCGUUUGAAAUUCCGCCAAUACACCCUCGAAUUGGAGGAGUGCAAGGAUCAGUACGAACGCGAAGUGGCCUCGUUAAAGGAACAGCUGUUGUGCUCCACUGUUACCGUUAAAGAAAUGGACGACUUAAAGUCCCAGCACCAGGCAGAACUCGGGCAAUGCGAAAACACCCUGAAAGAGAAGCUUCUUGAGGCACAAUUAGAACUAGAAAAGGUUAAAGCUGGCUUGCAGGAUCAAAUCAGUCAGGCCGAAGACGAGCGAAAUAAGGCGUUAGAUGAGCUUGCGAAGCUGAGAUCUGCCCAGGAAGCCCAUACUGCUGAACUGGAGAAAACCAAACUGGAACUGGAUAACUUGAGGCGGGAAAGGGAUACUCUGGGCCAGCAAAAGGAGAAAGAAACGGUGGAGAAUCCUAAGGCCCAUAUCAAUGAUCUCGAAGAAGAGCUAAGGGCUCAACUGGAGGCAGUUAGCAACGAGCACAAAGAGCUAGUCGCCUCCUCAAAGGAGCAGAUCCAAGAGCUCCAGAAAAGGUAUGACCACCUAGCUAUAUACACGGAUAACCUGAGGGAUGAGAAGGCAAUCCUGCGGGCCAAGAUUGUUGAAGCCGAUGCACAGCACUCAAGCACCCUAAGGCAACUUCACGAACUUGAAAUGCACAAGGAUGAAAGCAGUCAAAAAUGGACAACAGAGAAGACCGAUUUAGAGGAGAAGCUGGAGACUUUGAAAGCCAAGAUCAGUGAUCUUGAAGCAGAACUACAAAGUGCUAGGCUAAAGGCUGCCAGCCUUGAGGAACUGAUUUCGCAGCAUCAAGACCUGAAGUUAUCCCUUUCGGAGGCAACGGGAGUGUCCUCCACUCUGCAGGAGAAGGUAGACAGCCUACAGUUGCAACUGCUUGCUUCCGAAAAGGAUAUCUCCAGCAGAGAUCUCGAAAAGGAAAGACUUCUCUCGGAGCUGAAGCACGCCCUGGAGGGAAAAGAUGCUGCGAGCGCGGAGGAAUUAGCUCUGACAACGCAGCUGAAGGCAAUGGAGGAAAAGAUGGCCAGCCAGGAAGCAGAUUUCAGAAAAGAGCUCGCAGAUCUCAAUAGUUCCAUGAACGAGUUGCAGUUCAAACUAAAGUCCCUGGAAGAGCAAAAGAUUGCACUGGAAUCGGACAAUGAUGAGCUUAAGGUGAAGCUGAAGAAUGCCCACAACCUCCAAGACCAGCUUCAAGACGAGCAGAAGCUGUGCGCCUCCCUUCGAACCCAAUUCGCUGAAUUGGAGGAGACCAAAACUAGAUUGGAGGAGGAAUUGCGAAUUAAAGAAGCAGAAUCUAGGGCAAAAUUCUUGGCGAUGAGCCAGGAAUUGGAGCUUGGUCGCCUUUCCUUCAAGAAACUGACCAAUGAGUGUGAAAAACUACGUUGCGAUCUGGAAACCAAAACGAAAAUUUUUCAAAAAGAAAAUGCUGAACUCAUAGUGAAGCUAAGAACCAAAGAGGAUGAAUCAAAGCGUUUGCGAGAAGCCGGUAUUAAUCAAAUGUCAGCUGUUGAUGCAGCCAACAUUAAAUGCAGGAAAUUCGUGGAGCACGAAUUGGAACUCACAAAAGAGAUCGAUCAACUGCGAAUAACCUUGAAAUCUAAGGAGGCCAGUGUGUUGAUGGAGAAGGAGAGCAUGAACGCCACUAUUUCCAGUCUUCUCGAGGACAAGCGUAACCUAGAGGAGAAGCUGUGCACUCUGAACGAUAAUAUCAUCAAGCUGGAGGCUGAACUCUCUGCAUUACAAGCAGUCAAAAUCAAUCGAAGCAACUCAUCCGUCGAGUCGAAUGGGUCAUUAGCUCCUCCAACUUUUGUAAAACCUUUCACCACCAACAACUUGGAUCACAAACCCAGCGUUGGUGCCGGCGUUAUAAAGAAAUCGAGCCUAAUCGACUGCGCGGUGCGGAGGGAAAGAAGAAAGACGGCGCACGAUGAGCACCGAAAGCAGUCUGUCUGGAACGACAAUCGGGACUUCGGGACCAUGACGGAUCCGGAAGAGGACCGGGCCAUUGCAAGGAAAAUGGAGCUUAUGAAAAAUCCUCAGAAACGACUACGCCGGAAGAUUCAUGAUCUCACCACUAGAGAACAUCCAACUGACCCCCAAACGGUUGAUUCCCAGACAUAGAAAUCGACGUGCUUUGGGAGGCUAGGAGUCGCUGGCUUGGAGGAGAAGCCAAAAAGGGUGUCCAGGAUAUAAUCAAGUAUUAGGUUAUUUCGUUAAGUGUUACAUUUUCAACCGCAAAGUUAAAAUUCCUUAUUUAUGUUAAUUUGUUCACGUGUUAAUCUUAAAUAUUUUUCCAAAAACAGCCCGCCGCGCCCACGGAAAACAAACAAACAUACACACCACAAAAAUCUUGUAUCUUUAUAAUGUAUGCAUUAAAAUUCUAAAAAAGUUAAAA